AUGCUUACCGAGAACAGCCGGCGGAGCAUCGCCGUGGCCGUGGCCGUGCCCGUGGUCGAGGCUGCACGAAGCAUCCCCACACCCUCCUUUGUCGUCUCCAACAAGUCCUGGAUACACGAAAACGGCCGCGAUGCAGCCCGCGCGGGGGGCAAGUCAGCCGCCGCCCGGUUGGAGCCCGUCGGUCGGACUUGCCUCAGCAUGUGCGGAUCGCUACUGUUGGCCAAGGCGAGGGACACGCGUGCGCGUGCACCUGGCUCUCCGCGAGACGACGCCGGGCGGGCCUCGGAGUACGCCCCCCAGCGGCACAGCCGCCUGGUGGCGACGAUAACGCGCUUUGCCACGGUGAUGUGCAUCGCGAUCGCGGUGGCCAAGGUGUACGCCUACACCCGAACUGGCGCGGCGGUGAUGAAGACCUCAGCCCUAGAUUCGCUGGGCGACCUCGUCGCCAACGUCAUCGCGCUUUAUACGGGUUACAGGGUCGCGUCGCCAGACACAGAGCGGUAUCCGGUCGGGCUGGGGCGGCUAGAGCCAAUCGGGGUGCUCAUCUUCUCGACGCUAAUGGGCGCGAUGAGACGAGAGGAGAGGCUCGACUAG
Molecule: messenger RNA, 594 nt
Organism: Emiliania huxleyi CCMP1516
Lineage: Eukaryota; Haptophyta; Isochrysidales; Noelaerhabdaceae
Exons: 2
Coding region: 1-594 (197 amino acids)
Biological process (GO): monoatomic cation transport; transmembrane transport
Cellular component (GO): membrane
Molecular function (GO): monoatomic cation transmembrane transporter activity
Source: RefSeq, a predicted model, not a curated record